GUCUUCCGAACUCUAGCGCAUUGCCAUUCGUGAGACGCGCCAAAGCUGGUGCGAACGUGUUGCCUUAAAAACCUACAUACUGGAGUAACACAUUAGUGCUUACUAUGGCAAAGUUUUUAUUAGUGGUAUUGGCGUGCCUCUGCGCUCUUGCAAACGCGCAAUUUAAAAAUCAAUUCCAAUCAUCGUUUGGCCAAAGUUCCUUCGGAAAUUCUGGAAUCCAGCGUCAACAACAAAGCUCGUUUGGGACACCAAGAAAUCAAUAUCAACAAAAUCAAUACCAACAAAACCAAUACCAACAAAAUCAAUACCAACAAAAUCAAUACCAACAAAACCAGUAUCAACAGCAAUCAGCAAGACAGAGUGUCGGAUCUUGCAGGGAGAGCAAUGAACGAAGUCCUGUUUCAGGAAGUUGUGACAGAUACAUCGAGUGUAUUAAUGGAACAGCAGAAGAAAAAACUUGUCCAGAUGGUCUUCGAUUCAACGCCAAUAGUAACUUCAAUGUUUACCCUUGUCAGUACCCUAACGAGGUACCCUGUUUGGAACGCUCUUCUUUACAGCCUGCUCAACCAACUGACGAUUGUCCCCACCAGUUCGGAUAUUUCAAACUAGGUGACGCUCGCAACUGCAGCGCUUUCCGGAACUGCGUGAAUGGCGUAGCAUACGAUUUCACAUGUCCCGAGGGUUUAGCAUUCAGCUCCGAGACCUACCGCUGUGAAUGGCCUGAUGAGGUCGCUGAUUGCGAUGCUGAAGCUUUCCUCGGCUUCCGCUGUCCCGCAGUGCCAGAAUCUAGAGAACUUGGACCGCCUGCUGGUUACAGAUAUUACAGGUCAGAUAGCGACUGCCAACGAUACUACAUCUGCAUCAACAGUCGUCCACGCGUCCUGGCCUGCGGUGGAGACAACGCCUUUGACGAACUGACGUCAACCUGUGUCUCUGCUGAUGAAGUAUCUGUUUGCCCUUCAGAUCUGCGAGCUGCAGCUGCAAGGUCCAGGGAAGAUGAGAAACAGAGAUUAGCCAAGCAAAUUCAGAUAGAUUCGAUUCCUCUAAAUCAGAGGAGGCGACAGUUUUAAAAUUUCUGGUUUUAUGUGAAUACAAUUUAACAAAAGUCAAAAAGAAUCCUACUCGAAGUACUUUUAAUUAUUGAACACAAAAUACCAUGAAACAGGCAAAAUACGUAAUUUGGAGGAACAAAAGUAUCAAAAUUAUCUGAACUAUCAAACUAAAUAACCAAAAGUAUCUACUUACUUACAUAUAU
Molecule: messenger RNA, 1255 nt
Organism: Hyposmocoma kahamanoa
Lineage: Eukaryota; Metazoa; Arthropoda; Insecta; Lepidoptera; Cosmopterigidae
Product: protein obstructor-E-like
Exons: 6
Coding region: 105-1070 (321 amino acids)
Cellular component (GO): extracellular region
Molecular function (GO): chitin binding
Source: RefSeq, a predicted model, not a curated record